Molecule: messenger RNA, 2348 nt
Organism: Oxyura jamaicensis (ruddy duck)
Lineage: Eukaryota; Metazoa; Chordata; Aves; Anseriformes; Anatidae
Gene: C13H5orf15
Product: chromosome 13 C5orf15 homolog
Exons: 3
Coding region: 3-893 (296 amino acids)
Source: RefSeq, a predicted model, not a curated record
GCAUGCGCGGUGCCGCCGCCACGUCCGUGGGGGUGCCCGGGAAGAUGGCGGCCGCCGGCGGGAGGAGCGCCCCGGCGGGCAGCGCCCUGUGCCUGCUGCUGCUCUGCGGCUCGGCCCUGGCCGCCAGCGGCCCGGACGGCUCCGAUUCUGCGGGAGUGGAGAUAGUUCAAAAUGUUUCUUCUAGAAAUGCGAAUGAAACACUAAGUAGCUCCCAGAAUUUGACAGACACCUUGCAGAGUAUAGCCCCAACAAAAAAAGCAGCAAGCCCAACAACAGCUAAAAUCAAUUCUGUGACCGCAGCGAAACCAUCCGCAGCGAAACCAUCCACAGCAAAAGGUGAUUCUCCACCCAACGAGCUCUCUCAUGCCGUGACUGCUAGUCCUGUGUCUCAGAUGGAGGUUGAUGCUUCUGAAGAUACUAAAAUUGAGGAAGAGGAUCUUCUGACAGAUUUGAAAGACACACUAAAUAGUUCACCACCCAUAGAAAAAGAAACUCUGGAGUCAGAUGGAGGAGAUGACUAUGGUCCUUAUGAAAUGACAUCAAAUUCCAGGUACAACCCAGACCUCCUUGAGAUGCCAGAAGAUGAGGAUUCUGACCCCAUUAGUAACUACAAUGAGGAAAUCAAGUCUCUUGAUGAGAAGAUAAAAGAUGUUUCUGUCACAGGGUUGGAAGAAGAAGAUGACAGCCACUUCUUUUUUCAUCUGGUUGUAGUUGCCUUCUUAGUAGCUGUUGUUUAUGUCACCUACCACAAUAAGAGGAAGAUCUUCUUGUUGGUCCAGAGCCGAAGAUGGAGGGAUGGCCUAUGCUCCAGAACAGUAGAAUAUCAUCGUUUAGAUCAAAACGUUAACGAAGCAAUGCCUUCCCUGAAAAUAACUAAUGACUACGUAUUUUAAAAGCACUGUGAUUUGAGUUUGCUGAACUUAUCACUCUUUGCCUGCCUAAUCAUGUAACAAUAUUCAGGUAUUCUAAAUAUGCCACUUGUACUGGAAUGAGAGGUACUCUCUUUGACCUGGAUGUUUUUGAGAUUAAAUCUCAUGCAAGAUCAAGGGCAUGAUGCAUCUGUUUGCUACUUUGGUCAGAUUUUAAAUCGACUAUAAAGAUACAGUUUAAUAAUUAGUGCUCUUUCCAUUCGUUAGGCAUCUUCAUUGCUGUCUGGAGCAGUCUUAAUAGUGGUAAUACAAAAAAAAACAAGCAUAAAAUAUUUUAGGUCUAAUAAAUUAAUGAGUUUGGCAUCACUAAAUCAAAUUAAUGAUCUCUUUGCUAAUCACUUAUAUGGCUCAUAAAUCCUGCUAUAUUACAAACUUAAAAUAUAAUUACUUUUUCCCGUGCUUAAAUUCUGAUGCUGCAAAUCUUUCAUCUUGUCUCUUUUUUUGUUCUGUUUUCGCUUUGCAUAGCUCGAUCCUGUUUUAGGCAGAAUGGCUCGCAUGACAACUUCAUAAUUUCUGUAUGUGUUCAUGCAGUAAAUCAUUUAAAAAGAAUUAUGUAUAAAGCAUUUUAUUUCAGAAGUUGCAUACCGCAUAUUUCUUUUAAAAUGUUUGAGAUCCAUGAGAAAGUAUGCAGCUUCCUGACUGUCCAGUUUUUUCCUCUGAUGAUAUUUAUGACAUUUUCAUUAUCUUUUGAAAUUAAUGAAUGGAAAAAAAGCCUCGUUGAAUAAACCUACUAAGAAAUAGGCAGUUGACAGGCUUCCAAUGAAUCACAGCUUUCUCCUGAAUUUUAACAAUACUGGGAAAAAUUUAUGUUGUUGGGUACAUUAUAAAUGGGAGAGGCCUGAGAGAGUAAGAAUAAUUUAUUUUGUUGUUAUUCUGACCCAGGUAACAGGCAGAUGAAAGUAAUGGUGUGUGGGGCUGCCAGUCUGUGGGCAGCACACUCUAAGUUUUGAAAAAUAUUUACGCAUUAAUGUAAAGCAAGUUACUGGUACAGUAGGUUUUUUUUUUUUUUUUUUUUUACCUUGUCUUUUGUACUUUAUUUAUGUUUUCAUGAGUUGUAAAAUAUAAAAUCUUAGUUUUUCUGUACAUUCUGUUUGUUAGGUUUCAAACUGAUAAAUAUGUAAAUAAUGGUGGAUCAGAACCCCAUAAUUAAUGACUUGGUAUUCAAGUAGUUAUGUAACAUUUUGAAAAAAAAUAAAUUUACAGCUGUUGGCAUGAGGAAUCUGAAGGCAUGAUGCUAUCUUAAAAGGAAGUGCUAAAAGUUCUAAAUCCUACUGUUAAAUGCGUUGUUUUCAUAACCACAAGAAAGUAAAGCACAAACAAAAUACUCCACCACUCUUUUCUUGCAGUAAUUUUUAUCAUAUUUGGACUUGUAUCACUUAAUAUUUUGAAUAAGGUUUUUAAAAUAAAUGACAAUAAUAA